ACACUUCCUGAUGUCUACGUGAAACACAGAGUUCGAACAAUACCUAUGACUUGUCUACAUCGCACUGGAGUGGUCUAAAGUCUUCACAGGCACCAACAUAUUUAGGAAAUGCUGAAAAGAUGUAUGGAUUCUGAAAGCAGAUCAACACAAGAAGUAACCAAGAAGAAGAAAGUCACUGUUACACAGACAGGAGAUUACUUAUCGAGUCUUCCGAUAGAAAUACUGGAACAUAUUUUUAGCUUCUUGCACAGAGAUGAUCUUCUACAGGCCACGUCUGUGUGUGUUCAAGUUGGAAGUCUUCAAUUUUAGGCAGUAAAAGUCUUUGGCGUUUCCAAAUAUUUGAUUUUAAUUGCCGUCUCCGGCUAACGAACAAGAGAAAGAUUGACCAGUUGUUUUGUGCGCAAAAUUUCGGGCCUCAUUGUGAGACGCUGUCAGUUAAGUGCCGACAUACUUGUUUCUAUGGUAACUGCGAGAAAAUGACCAAGCAGUUAAAUCUAUUUCUGUCUGGUUUAAUUGCGCCUGCAAUAACCUCCUUUAAAGUAUCAUGUCUCCGAAUGAGUUACGCCAGAAAGAUAGUCAUUAAAAGCAUAGCCAGUGUCAUGUCGCAAAUGUUAUGGACGCAACGUCCGAUGAAGGCUUUUGAAAUGCCAGAAGCCUACUGGACACCCAUUGAGGGUCAGAAGGUCUUGGACGCUGUGUUUCAAAGGUCAAGAACGACUUUAGAAACACUGAAAAUUGACGAUUUUUUUUAAACUAUUGUGAUGUAGGUACCAUGGAUUGGCUUUUAACCGGCCUGACGUCACUGACUAAGUUAACAAGACUUUCUAUAAGUUUAAACUACUUGACGGAUGAAUGCAUUCUCUCCCUUGCGCAGGCCAGGAGAGGAGAAUUGACAUAUCUUUCUCUAUGGACCACACAUGUCUUUCCUUUGAGUCCUGUUAUACAAUACAAUAGCUGGAAAUAUCUAGUCAAAUCAUGUCCCGGUAUGGAAGUGGCAUUCAGGAUCGUCGGGUUUGUUUCCGAACCGCACCUGUCUCUUACCCGAUUGUUUGAUUCAGUGCUUCCUGUUACCAAGUUGAAGAUACAAAUAGAUAGGAAAUAUGAUCCACUAACAAGGCCUGCAUACAGGAUGGACAUUGCGUUGGAACACGUAAGACAGCACUACGGGACACGGCUAACGAGCUUUAAACUGGGAGUUGACAACCAGAAGGAAUACUUCGACCAGUCUUUGAUCAAGUUAGCUAGAGAAUGUCCACGUCUGGUCUAUGUUAGGGUUUCAGCUUCUUAUCAAUGGGGAGAUACAGCUAAUACAAUUGAACGAAUCCUCGCAGAGAGACAACCGCCACCUCUCACUAGCAAGGGAGGGCCUUAUGAAAGAGUCCGCACUGACAGUCACGAUGGGGGCAAAGCAUCUUGACUUGAGGACCCAGUGGAAGGGCCGCCUGGCCUUCACGGAGCGUCUCAACAAUAGUCUGAAGACCUGAUUUCACUGUAUUAUAUAGUACUUACAUAACAUUUGCUUUUUUUGCCAAAACAUUGCAGGGGUCUUAUUAUCAAUAAUAUAUUGCUAUUUUAUUGUAUAGUAUGUUAAAACAAGCUUACAAAUGUAACAGCACAUACCCAGAGAAAUGGCCACCUAUCAAUAUAAAUAAUAAUUAACACUUUAAUAUUUUUAAACUUGAACUUUAUAUAUAAAUAUUUUAUAUAAUAUAAUAA
Biomphalaria glabrata is the source of this 1716-nucleotide messenger RNA. RefSeq lists its product as uncharacterized. Bases 773 to 1417 code for a protein of 214 amino acids. The transcript is spliced from 4 exons. Lineage: Eukaryota; Metazoa; Mollusca; Gastropoda; Planorbidae. The record is from RefSeq and is a predicted model, not a curated record.